Messenger RNA from Candida tropicalis MYA-3404, 255 nucleotides. RefSeq lists its product as uncharacterized. The transcript has a single exon. The record is from RefSeq and is a predicted model, not a curated record. Lineage: Eukaryota; Fungi; Ascomycota; Pichiomycetes; Serinales; Debaryomycetaceae. The coding region runs from base 1 to 255 and encodes 84 amino acids.
AUGUUUUCAUCAUUACAUAUCAUAACCCAACAACAUCCUACAGUUUCAAUCACAAACUUUCAAUUAUCAAUACAAGUAUUCUUACACAAUUUUUUUAAUGUCAUAUCCACAAUAGAAUCUAUGGUGUGCAAAUUAAGUAACCAUAUGAUUGUGUUAAUAUGGUUACCUAUCUUGUUGUUCUUUUUCUUUGAUAUCAUGAGUUAUAUUAGUAUUAGGUUUUUACUAAACUCUUCAAAAUCAAUUACAUCUACUUGA